Messenger RNA from Python bivittatus (Burmese python), 1470 nucleotides. The record is from RefSeq and is a predicted model, not a curated record. NCBI's taxonomy places the organism in Eukaryota, Metazoa, Chordata, Lepidosauria, Squamata, Pythonidae.
AUGGCUGCCUUCCCCAGGCCAGCCUCUCCGCAGCCUCUCUGGCUCCCCGUCUGCGUGGCGGCCAGGGACGUUUUUGAGGGACCUAAACAAGAAAACGCCACAGUGGCCAGCAUGAGUUUCUCUGCCCUCUCCACCAAUAAAGGCAGCUCAAAAAUGCCACCUGGUGACUGGUGAAAGAAACGUCCCUCAUGUGUCUGGAAACAAGGUAGAACACCCCCACAAAUAUUGCAAGAGACAAAAAGCAGAGAACUUAGAAGCUAACAAGGUGGAGAGUUUUGAUGGUUUUAGAAUAAGAGGAAAUGAACAUCCAACUUUUUGGAUGUUUUUAAUAGAAACAGAUGCUUCUUUAGGACAGGGUCAGCCACUGGCGGCCUUGGGGCGAAGUGUGGCCCUUGGCCUAAAUUGCGCAAUCCUCAGCAGAGAAUCAGAGCUCUUGCAAGAGGGGUCUGGGUCUCCCCAGGUGGUCAGUCGGGUGAGGAGGACGCUCAGGUCACCCCUGAUUUAGGGCUUGCUAACCAAAUCUUUGGUUUGGAUCGCUGUUUCCAGGUAUGACGCAGGCAAAGACGGCUUCAUCGACCUCAUGGAGCUGAAGCUGAUGAUGGAGAAACUCGGGGCUCCCCAGACGCACCUCGGCUUGAAAAACAUGAUCAAAGAAGUGGACGAAGAUGUUGACAGCAAGCUCAGUUUUCGGGAGUUCCUUCUCAUCUUCCGGAAAGCGGCUGCAGGGGAGUUGGAGGAAGACAGCGGUCUGCACGCCUUAGCCUGCCUCUCGGAGAUCGACGUCUCGACGGAGGGCGUGAAAGGAGCCAAAAGCUUUUUCGAGGCCAAGGUCCAAGCGAUGAACGUCACCAGCCGCUUCGAAGAGGAGAUCAAGGCGGAACAGGAAGAGAAGCGGCGGCAGGCAGAGGAGCUGAAGCAGAGAAAGGUGGCUUUCAAGGAGCUGCAGUCAACCUUCAAGCAGUGACGGGCCGGACCAAGCAGAGCCAUCGGCAGCCGCGGCUCCCAUCAAGCCCGCCAGCAAGCUGAACUGCAGCCCCCGGUUCUGGCUUCGUGCUUCGAGCAGCCGCUUAAUUUGCAAGCAAUAAGCCCCUCCCCACGCUGCAAAAACCCCACCCAGUGUUUGCAGGUCAGGUGGCCGCUAGAAGCACAAGAGCCAGAGAGGUCCUGGUCUGUCGGCAACCCCGUGUGGUUUAUGGAUGAACCGCUGUGGAAAGAUGGGCCUUUGAGCCCCCAGACCCAUUCGGAGGGUGCCGCUGUUCCUUGGCCUGUAAAGAUUUGCACCCCCCCCCAAGCCAGCCGUUCCGUGUUUCUUUUACCGCGUUUUUGUCUUCUGUCCGCCGGUCUCGUGACUCUCAGUGUCUCCUGGUCCCAGGCUUGCGGACUUGACGCGUGAAUCGUUUUGUUCUCCGGCUGCGGUUGUGGUGCAUGGAUGUGGCUUGCUGUUAGAGGCGGGGCGCGGGGGCCCCCCCC